AUCGUGCGUAGGCUUUGUUUGGAAGGACAAUAAAGCCAAAACCUACACUUUUUAUUUCCAUGUAUAAAUCUUUUCAAUCUAGCAAAAGCAAAACCCUCCCCAAAUUAGUAUUUACACACACAUAAGCAAAUUCAUCCAAGUACUCAAAACUUUCUCACAAUUACCCCAACUAGACCAAACACAAACACAAAAUCUCACCUUUCCAUUCCCUCUCAUACCCUCCUUUUUUUAGUCCUAAACAACACUUCAUUUAUAUAUUUCCCCACAAAAACAUAUUAAUGGAUCAAGACCCAUUCGCAGCAAGCCUAUUCAAGUGGGAUUACCCAAGGAGCACCCUUGCGGCCGCAUCGGCCGCAGGUGCUCCUCAGCAUAGCACGGCACAAGCGGCAACCUCGACUCUUCCGCCGUACUUUGCUCGAGGGCUGAUAGGGACGAGGGAGCCUGUGGGGAUCCCCGGAGUCGGAAUGGGGAUGGGAAUGGGAAUGGGGGUGGGUGUAGGAAUGAGUAUGCAGGGUUUUGCGAUGGGAAUUCCAGGAAGUGCUGCUGCUGCUAAUGCAGGUGGAUCAGGAGCAAGUUCAGGUUCUGGUGGAUUGGAAGAGUUAUUCCAAACGUACUACACGGCGGCGAAAAUAGCCGAGAUGGGGUUCACGGUGAACACACUAGUGGACAUGAAAGAGGAAGAAGUGGAUGAGAUGAUGAACAGCCUUUCUCACCUCUUCCGUUGGGACCUUCUUGUUGGAGAGCGUUAUGGUAUCAAGGCCGCUAUCCGUGCUGAGAGACGCCGUCUUGAGGACCUUGAGGAGUCUCGCCGCCAUCGUCACAACCACAUGAGCCUCUCCAACACGCCACCGCCCGACUCGUCCCACCACCCUCUUGAUGCCCUCUCCCAAGAAGGACUCUCAGAGGAAGGAGUACAUGAGAAAGAGGUAGUCGGAAGUGGCGGCGGAAACUGGGAAAUGGUGGGAGCACCACCUACACACACAAAUCAGGAUCAUCAACAAAGGAAGAAGCAUAGGAAACAGCAACAUCUCCAAGCAAGAAACACGGUCCAAAACAUGAUGACCUUAACAACUACUAAUAGAAAAUUAGUAGGGCAAGAAACUGGUAGGAUGAUUGGGAACCAUCAUAACAACAAUAGUAACAUCGAUGAUGACUUGGACGAGGAGGAGGUGGAUGAUGAUGAGGAUGGAGGAAGAGGUGGUGGCAUUGGUGGCGUUACCGAAAGGCAAAGGGAGCACCCUUUCAUUGUAACCGAGCCAGGAGAAGUAGCGCGAGGGAAGAAGAAUGGAUUGGAUUAUUUGUUCCAUUUGUAUGAGCAAUGCCGUGAUUUUUUGCAUCAAGUUCAAACCAUUGCUAAGGAACGUGGCGAAAAAUGCCCUACUAAGGUAACCAACCAGGUAUUCAGAUUUGCGAAGAAAGCGGGAGCAACGUACAUCAACAAACCCAAAAUGAGGCACUAUGUGCAUUGCUACGCUCUCCACUGCCUAGAUGAGGAGACAUCCAACGCCCUGAGACGAGCUUUCAAGGAGAGAGGAGAAAACGUAGGUGCCUGGAGGCAGGCCUGUUACAAGCCCCUUGUUGCAAUCGCUGCACGCCAAGAAUGGGAUAUUGAUGCCAUCUUCAACUCCCACCCGCGCCUCUCCAUUUGGUAUGUCCCUACCAAGCUCCGCCAGCAUUGUCAUGCCGAGCGCAACUCUAGUAACACGAGCAACUCCAUCUCUGCUGGUGCUGGGCCACACCAUCUUCCUUUCUAGGUAGUCUUUUGUAGUUGUGCUAUUUCUUGUAACUUUUGUGGAAUCAGAUCAUGUAUGGUUCAGAACUUGAAAAUCCUUCUCACUCAUUCUGCUGACUACUAAGGCUUAUCGAUUUAUCUCCCUGAAAUUUGCUUAA
Molecule: messenger RNA, 1890 nt
Organism: Chenopodium quinoa (quinoa)
Lineage: Eukaryota; Viridiplantae; Streptophyta; Magnoliopsida; Caryophyllales; Amaranthaceae
Product: floricaula/leafy homolog
Exons: 4
Coding region: 279-1754 (491 amino acids)
Biological process (GO): regulation of DNA-templated transcription
Molecular function (GO): DNA binding
Source: RefSeq, a predicted model, not a curated record